ACACUCGUCCAUCAAAGUCCAGAGAGGGAGAAGGUGUGUCCAGUCGGUUGUGGAAGUUUUUCACUUGACUUACCUGGAUUAAAGACUCUCGUCAAAAUGCCUCAAGGAUUUCCAGAAAUGAUCCGACUCUUCGUUAUGGUCUUUGGGAAUGCCAUGUAUUCCCACCUGGGCUUCCUGGAGGAUCUCACACUGUCUCCUGACCUCCGUGAAGUGAAGACACUGGAUGAGAGUGAUGUCAUCAUCGCUUUUGUUCCCAUUGUCUCUCGCGCUGGAACUGAUAUAGAAGCUGCUCUUAAGGAGAUCCCUGAAUCCCAGCCUGUUGUUCUAGUGGCUCUCCACCACACAGACGAUCCAGGAUUCGUGGCUCCGGACAGCAGACUGUGUGUAAACAGGAGUACCGUGUUUACUGUGGACUGUCUGUUUCAUGAAGACCGAGGUCUGCUGAGAUGCCACCGCAACGACGAGGCUGUAAAAGCAGUGAAGAAGCAUCUGGGAGUGGAGGAGGCUUACUUUGAAGAUCGUAUCCGCUUUUCCAAUCAUCCUUCAAAACUCAACAAGGUUACUCAGCAGGCUCUGCAGCAGUGUCGCAGGUUCCAGUGGGAGCUGCUGGUUCUGUUUACUGCGCUCAUCAUCCUGGCAGUGCUCACGUAUCCUCCUGAAGACGUGAUUCCCUGGAUGUUUGCCUUGGCGUGCUUCAGCCUUGUUUACACGCUCACUCCCUCAGAGUAUAUUCACUCCGUCUGGCAUGUAGUCUGGAUGCUGGUGUUUAUGGUGUUUCUCCUGAAGUGGUGCAGAUAUGAGGAGUGGAUUCCCAGGUAUUUAGACUGGAUUCCAGACCUCGUUUUUUCUGGGAGCGUCACCUUGACUGCCAUGAGAACAAGAAAACUCCCAAUGAUGUUUAAAUAAUUCACUAAUUCAGUAUUUUACUUAGACUAUGUUUAGACAGCAAGUAAAAAAGGCCCAAAUCUCAUAUUAUAUGUGUCAUUAUAUGUGACACAGUAGGCAUGUGCAGAUGGGGGGUGAAGGGGGCUGGAGCUCUUACUUCCCUUUUGUAAAAGUGCCCUUUUGUAUUUUUUUAUUUUUUUUGUAAAUGUAUGUGGGAAAGUCAUACCCGUUUUGGCCGGGAAACUAACGUAUUUUACCCCUCUUUGCAGCCGUCUUCACGUAUUAGUAUUUAUGACCGUAAAUUUCCCAUAUUAAAUUAAAUUUAAAAAAUGGUAUUAAUCAGGAGACUGCUUUGUUAAUGGGAAAGCUCUUAAUACCAAUCAUGGUGCCGGUUCUCGGAUAAAGUCCCGCCUUUCAGGAGAAACAGCCAAUCAGCUUGCUGGUUUUGCAGAGCGUAGAGGAGAGUUAGUGUGAGUGGGAAAGUACCCUUUUGACUUUGAGCACUUGCCCCUCCAAAGGCCUCUGCACGGCCCUGUGACACAGAUUUAUAUUUGUGAGGCAGUUUGAACGUCAAAAAUGUUACGUUUUUAAUCCGAUUAGGGCCACUUCAACAUGUGUUGAUAAAAAACAUAUAAAAGUUUUAAUAUCUGAUUCACAGCGACGCAGCCAGAACAGAAUUUGUUUGACUUUUAUGUCGAAUAGAAUUAAAAAAAGGAAAAAAGGCGGUGAGGAAGAGGGAAAAUGGACUACAGCUGCAAAUAAGGGUUUAAUUAUCAAGAAUUAGCAAGGAAAUGAGGGAACUUAUCAACAUUUGGACUGUCUCUGAGGCUUUAAAUCCAUUUCCAAAGCUCAGUUUAUUUUCAUUUCUACUAACCAUUUUACAAUAUUUUUUUUAGCUUUUUUCCUUUUACAAUAUAUUUUUCUGGCAGUUUAUUGUUAACUUUUGUACCAUUUCAAGGUUAUUCACUAAACUAAAAAAGCCUGGCAAAAAUAGCAUUAAAAAAAAAAAAAAAAACUUUU
This is a messenger RNA of Astyanax mexicanus (Mexican tetra), 1905 nucleotides long. RefSeq lists its product as uncharacterized. The record is from RefSeq and is a predicted model, not a curated record. Lineage: Eukaryota; Metazoa; Chordata; Actinopteri; Characiformes; Acestrorhamphidae. The transcript is spliced from 4 exons. Bases 97 to 906 code for a protein of 269 amino acids.